CCCUCCUCAGCCCUCAGCCCACCCAUCUGCCGACGCGGUGGGUGGCCGCUCCUGCCACCCCGGGAUCCCUGCCGCCGCCUUCUACCUGUCUCCAGGACUGGCGCCGAGGAUUGGCCACGUGUCGCAGAUGAUGGCCCUAAAGCGCAUCCGCAAGGAGCUCCACAAUUUGUCCCACGACCCCCCGGCCCAGUGCUCGGCAGGGCCUGUGGCCGACGAUUUGUUCCAUUGGCAGGCGACUAUAAUGGGGCCCAACGACAGCCCCUACCAGGGAGGGGUCUUCUUCCUAACGAUCCAGUUUCCGUCCGACUACCCCUACAGACCACCGAAGAUCGCAUUCACCACCCGAAUUUACCAUCCGAACAUUAGCAAAAACGGAAGCAUCUGUCUGGACAUCCUUAGAUCCGAGUGGUCGCCAGCGCUGACCAUUUCCAAAGUGUUGUUAUCCAUCUGUUCCAUGUUGUGCGACCCCAACCGAGAUGAUCCUUUGGUUCCGGAAAUCGCCAAGGUCUACUUAAAGGAUAGGGAGAAGUAUGACAGAAUAGCUCGACAAUGGACUCAGAAAUACGCCAUGUGAUUUCAAAAUACAUGAUAAUCCCAUCGUCUAAUAAACUUGUCAGUUCAGUAGGUUCUCUUUUGACUACUUUCUAUGAAGCGACGUCUCCCCAUCCUUCCGGGCACUUACUGCACACCUACCACGUCAGAGUGUGUGUG
Messenger RNA from Diceros bicornis minor, 711 nucleotides. Its product is annotated as ubiquitin-conjugating enzyme E2 D2-like. The record is from RefSeq and is a predicted model, not a curated record. Bases 128 to 574 code for a protein of 148 amino acids. The transcript has a single exon. Gene Ontology annotation, biological process: protein K48-linked ubiquitination; ubiquitin-dependent protein catabolic process. Gene Ontology annotation, cellular component: nucleus. NCBI's taxonomy places the organism in Eukaryota, Metazoa, Chordata, Mammalia, Perissodactyla, Rhinocerotidae. Gene Ontology annotation, molecular function: ubiquitin conjugating enzyme activity.